Messenger RNA from Topomyia yanbarensis, 1070 nucleotides. RefSeq lists its product as uncharacterized. The coding region runs from base 281 to 904 and encodes 207 amino acids. The record is from RefSeq and is a predicted model, not a curated record. Gene Ontology annotation, biological process: spermatogenesis. The transcript is spliced from 4 exons. NCBI's taxonomy places the organism in Eukaryota, Metazoa, Arthropoda, Insecta, Diptera, Culicidae.
CUGUCGUUUGAAAAAUUGGCGCCAAUGCAAACACCACGUGUCGGUUUAAGCGCAUGCGCUCUAACUGUCCCGGUCUGCCAUCGUCAAACUUUGUGCUAGGUUGCCAUGGAAAAGCCCACAACAAAACUACCCCUUCAAGUCCAUAGCAACCGGCGUUUAUUUUCCUCCAACAACCACAGUGUCAAGCUAGGAUCCCUGAGGAAAGAGCAAACUUUCCUGUUAUCAAGAUUAUUGGAAACAGUAUCACCGGUUUGUUUGCACUUCGGGGUCAAGCUGAACGAUGAGCUUGGCUAACAAAAACCUGGACAAGUGUACCUCGGUGACCAAUUCGUUGAUUCCGUAUUCUAGCUCGUGUUCCGGCAGUAGUAGUAGCUGGGAUAAAACGGACUAUAACUCGUUUCGACCGGGUAAACUAUCCACUAGGGACGAAGAUGCACUGAGUUCAAUAUCAGGGUCGUCUUUAUCCUCACGCGGAAGCCGGCAACGUGGUGGUUUUCAGGUGGACUUGCUUAGUUCGGAACCGGAGGAUUUUGACGAAAGUGAUCAUCUGUUCCAUAUGGAUAUCAUGAAGAACAGUCUGAGUGAUAUAUCUCUGCCGGAAUCUAGGAAAAUGGUUCCUAAUAAGGCGAAAAAUUCACAGAAUAUGUCGUUCUCGCGGGAACGAGUACGGGAAAUUGAACGACACAAUCAACUGUUGCUGCAGAGAAUAAUGACCACCAAACCAACGCUGAGGACGUCAUCGAAGAAAAAUGUAACGGUCGUCAGUACGCCCCUGACAAACAACUCACGAACCACGAGUGCUGCGGUCAAUCGAAAGAAGAAGCAACGUCAAAUCGACAUAGAUAAUCAGCUUCUAAGGAAGAAACUCGAAAAAAUUGAACGAUCUCGGCGUAACGUCUGGUGAGAGGUCGUGUUUGAUUUUCGGUCUGGAAAUCGCAAUAGAGUAUACAUAUUUUCACGUAGAGCUUUUAAGACUAUCACUGCCGUUGUUCUAUUGUUCGGAAAGCAUCAAGACGGUGAUAAAUUUUUGCUAACAAUCAAAAUUGUCAGAAUUUAUAUAGAAAUGAAUA